Doryrhamphus excisus (bluestripe pipefish) is the source of this 3615-nucleotide messenger RNA. RefSeq names its product reticulon 4 receptor-like 2b (gene rtn4rl2b). Gene Ontology annotation, molecular function: protein binding; ganglioside GM1 binding; ganglioside GT1b binding. Gene Ontology annotation, biological process: positive regulation of Rho protein signal transduction. The record is from RefSeq and is a predicted model, not a curated record. Gene Ontology annotation, cellular component: external side of plasma membrane; plasma membrane. NCBI's taxonomy places the organism in Eukaryota, Metazoa, Chordata, Actinopteri, Syngnathiformes, Syngnathidae.
GCUAUAUAGCUAAUAGUUAGCUAGCGAUUUUUAAAAAUUGAUUGUGAAAUCGUUACAUGAAUGAAAGAGACAAUUUGUUGACUGGGUUGUUUACUACGUUGAUGAAAAAGAAAUUGGCCAUCAAACUUUGUUUCAAAAAGCCCAAAAGAGGAGCGUAGUUUUCCUGUAUACUUCCUACGUCAGUCUGUUUCGAUGUAAAGACGCCACCGCCAUUAUUGGUGUUGUAUUGUUAGGUAAUGUAAAGACCCCGCCGGUCCAAUACCUUUCUUGGCCCUUCCUCCGGCGCCUGUCAUCCCUCCUCCCAGGCUGACGUAUGCGAGGAUCUUCGCUACCUACGCAUGUGGGCGACAAGCUGCCGCAAGUAUAAACAGCUUGCGGGACUCCCCGGGUUCCACUCCCCUGGAGGCAAGGCUCGGAGACUCGGUCCCCAGAGCUGAAGGUCAGCAGAUAGCAGCAAGCAGGCAAACCCUCGCCGCGCAGGCUAACUCGCUUUCGGCUUUGGCUCGCGAUGGAGACUCGUCGGACUUUGAGGAGCUCCAGGAGAAUAUGCCACAACUUCAAAAGCGGACUGUCGCUGUGGCUGAUCCUGUGGCUGCUGGUAGCGAAGCCCAGCAGUGUGGCACCAUGCCCCAGGCUUUGUGUGUGUUACCCUACACCCAUGACGGUCAGCUGUCAGUCCCAGAACCUCACCAUCGUACCGGCCGGCGUGCCCUACGACUCGCAGCGUGUCUUUCUGCAGAACAAUCGCAUCACAGAGCUCCGUGCCGACUCCUUUGGUUUCGAAACGCAGGUGCUUUGGCUCUAUGGUAAUAACAUCACAUGGAUUGAGGCCGGGGCCUUCAGUAACCUGAGGGUUCUGGAGGAGCUGGACUUGGGUGAUAACCCCUCACUUCGGCGCCUUGAAGGUGGAGCAUUCAGGGGUUUGGAGAAGCUGCAGAGCUUGCACAUGCACCGUUGCAAGUUGGCCAUGCUACCCCACGACCUCUUCCACAAGCUGUACAGUUUGCAGUUUCUCUACUUGCAGGACAAUCAGCUCCAUAUCCUGCAGGAUGACCUGUUCUCAGAUCUGGUCAACCUCACCCACCUGUUCCUCCACGGCAACCGCAUCCGGACCCUGUCUGAGAAUGUGUUUCGAGGCCUGGUCAACCUGGACCGACUGCUCCUCCACGACAAUCGAAUCAGGCAGGUGAACCGCCGCGCUUUCCGCGAUCUCGGCCGCCUGACGAUCCUUUACCUGUUCAACAACUCGUUGGCUGAGCUGCCCGGACAGGCCAUGAAGGACACCCAGGGCAUUCAGUUCCUCCGCCUCAACGGCAACCCCUGGUCCUGCGGUUGCGAGGCCCGCCCCCUGUGGGAGUGGUUCCGCACGUCUCGCAUCUCGUCCUCCGAGCUGCUGUGCUUGUCGCCGUCCCAGCGUCGUGGGCAAGAUCUCAGAUUCCUCCGGGAGCUGGACUUUGCUCUUUGCCCCUUGCCCGACCCCGGCUCUCUGGCCGGUACCACCACGACCACCUUUAGCACCAAGACCCGCUGGUGGUUCUCCAAGCAUAAGCCCGCCUCUUCCUCCAAAGCUUUGUACCAGAAGAACACGGAGACGGUGAAGGCCUUCCCUUUUACGGGAGGAAAGUCGCAGUAUUUCCCCAAAAGUCCUUUCGAUUCUCCAAAGUAUGAACUAUCAGAAGCCGAGGUGGCGCUCCCAAAGCUCGACGCGGAGGAGUACUGGACCAACUACGGCAACGAAGAUGCCUCCAUCCGCUGCUUUGAUACCGAGUGCCCCCCUGGCUAUGAAAAUCCAGACUUCACAUCCUCACGCUCUUCUUUGACAACCGUUCCAGUCCUCCUUCACCCUCUCCACUUCUUCAUCGUCGCAUUCUUCCUCCAUUUCCUUUUUGGUUGAAUCCACUUUUCCUUCAACUUCCUUUUCUUUUCUCAUUCCUCCCUUCUCCUCCUUUCCACACAAAAUAAAACCACGGGAUCUCCAUCCCUUCUAGUCACCUCCUGGAGUUGCAGGUGAGGAGGAAGACGCACGGCAGUCAGGCAGGAUCUGCGUCCAAAGCAGAGUGGAGGUGAUGGAAAGGCGGCAUCUUCUGCUUCUUAGCAGAGCGUCUCAGAGACCCAGAAGGUCCUGAGUGAGGCUGGUGAGCUUGUCGUCGUUUUGCUUUUACGUCGAAGCAAACUAUGCAGAUGUUAUCUUCAUUCAUUCUUUUUGUGGAGGUUCUCAAUAACCUGUACCACUGCUAGCAUUAGCAUCGCCCGUGUACACCAUGUAGACCAGGGGUCUCAAACUCCAUUUACCUGGGGGCCACUGGAGCUAGGGUCUGGGCAAGGCUGGGCCGCAUCAGGUUUAAAAAAAAAAAAAACAGAAAAAUAUCCAAACUUUUUCAGUGCUUUGGUUUCGAUUUUCUACAAUAAAAGCUCUGAUAAAACAUUCCACUGUUCUCAAAUAUCUUAAUUUUUAUUUUAUACACAAAAUAAGAUAAAAAUAAAUAAACAAAUCAAGAAUAAAGAAAAUCAAUCAAUCAGUAAUAAAUAAAUAUAAUAAUAAUAAUAAAAACUUAAGAAACCACAUAUAGUUGGUGUGUAGACAAAUUAUUUUUUUCAUAUUAAAAUGAACAAAGCAUUAUUAGAGCCCUGUAGACAUGACAAAACACGACUAUAGUCACAUUUAUACUUUUUUUUUAAUUUACAACAUAUUGUGCAACUGCAGCGUCUCGAGACACAUGCUAACUCGCAAACUAGACAGCUAGCGACCUAAACGGUAGCCUUCGAGUUAUUUCCUUUUAAACUUAAAUAGCCAAAAACUUACCACUUCCACACGGAUAGGGAGGAUAACUAUUAACAGUUAUUUAACCUUUAACAUGAACAUGAAUCAAACGUGAUAAUUUUUUCUGGGUACAUGAUACCAUACAGCAUCCAUAUCACUAACAUUAAACUUUCAUAUCAAGGCGGGGGCCUCAAACUGGUGUCCUGUGGGCCACAUUUGGCCCGCGGGUCGCAUGUUUGAGACCCCUGGUCAAAGGUGUCUUGGUUAGGCAGAGAUGUGAGUACGAGGCGAGUCAAAGGGGAUCCGAGAUGAGCUCUGAUUGGUUGAUUUCAUGGUGGAAUCCAAUCAUGUAUGUUUUCCUACGGAGACGUCAUUGGGAGAUGUUAGAUGCUCGCAGAAGAAAGAGGGCGGAGGCGUUUGCAGCCAAGAGAGAUUUUUUUUUCUGGCUGCUGAUUCCAAGUUGUGUGUAUGCGUGUGUGUGUGUGUGUGUGUGUGUGUGUGUGUGUGUGCGGUCCCAGAGAUGCCAUCCCAGCUGCCCACACUGGUACAUGCUACUUGCAUCACACCACACAUGUCACGCAUGUCUCAUGAGCAUCUCCAGUAUGAUAAACUCAUUAUUGACAUUUCUCUGUCUUGUUGCUUAUACAGUAUGAAAUGUAGUUACUAUUAAAUAUAAUCAUUUCUUAUUUUACUUCCCAUAGCAGUUGGAAAUGAGUAUAAUACUUUCUUAAAUGAAUGUCUUAUAUAGAUAAUUAGUUUAUUUAGAAAAAAGUCUCCUCGUUUUGUAAUUAGAGCGUAUAUUUUAAGUGUGUACGCAUUGUUAGCUGCAGUCACCACUGCUGUAUUCUGUGUUU